Oreochromis niloticus (Nile tilapia) is the source of this 3658-nucleotide messenger RNA. RefSeq names its product stanniocalcin 2a (gene stc2a). Gene Ontology annotation, cellular component: extracellular region. Gene Ontology annotation, biological process: intracellular calcium ion homeostasis. NCBI's taxonomy places the organism in Eukaryota, Metazoa, Chordata, Actinopteri, Cichliformes, Cichlidae. The record is from RefSeq and is a predicted model, not a curated record. The transcript is spliced from 4 exons. The coding region runs from base 197 to 1057 and encodes 286 amino acids. Gene Ontology annotation, molecular function: hormone activity.
CUUCAUCCAAAUUGACACCCGGGGCUCUCAGAAAUAUAGGCAGCAUCACUUCCAGCUCGUGCAUUCAGUCCCACAGCUGCCCCAUAAGCCACCGAGCAGCAGCUCCGUCGAUCCAAGGUGCACCCUCACCCACGCAGAGACACUCGCACUCGCCGGAUCUUUGCAGUGGGGAUAGAAGCUCAUUGUCGGAGACGCAAUGUUUGUCAAACUGGCCGUGCUGCUGCUGCUGGUUUUGUCAGUACUGGAGCAAGUAGUGGGAACGGAUAAUAUUGACAUUUAUGACACCCCCCCGGAGAAACCUGCGAGCCAGAAAGGACGCCUCUCACUGCAGAACACAGCUGAGAUUCAGCACUGCCUGGUGAGUGCAGGGGAUGUCGGCUGCGGUGUGUUUGAGUGCUUUGAGAACAACUCCUGCGAGAUACGAGGGCUACAGGAAAUCUGCAUGACGUUCCUGCACAACGCUGGCAAAUUUGACUCUCAGGGGAAGUCCUUCAUCAAGGAUGCUUUGAAAUGUAUGGCGCAUGGUCUGCGACACAAGUUCAGCUGCAUCAGCAGAAAGUGUGUGUCUAUUAAGGAGAUGGUGUUCCAGCUCCAGAGAGAGUGCUACAUGAAACACAACCUGUGCUCUGCUGCUAAGGAGAAUGUGGCCGUCAUGGUGGAGAUGAUCCAUUUCCAAGAUCUGUUCCCCAAAGGUCCAUAUGUAGAGCUGGUGAAUAUUCUCCUGAGUUGUGGAGAGGAAGUGAAGGAGGCGCUGACACGCAGCGUCCGACUACAGUGUGAGCAGAACUGGGGGGCCCUCUGCGACAGCUUGAGCCUCUGCACCUCAAUGGCCCCGUCUCCUGCCAGCACCCCAGUCGAACACCGCCGCCACCUCUUGCCUUCACAGCCUGAACCGGAGCAGCCUCGCCUGCCGCGGCAAGGUGAAAAGGAGAAAGCUGGUAAGGCAGGCUUCAGCUCUCACCCACGUAACCGCAGCCAGGGACCCCGCCGUCAUAGUCCGGAAACUGGAGUGGUGGCUGAGGAGGAAGACCCCAAGGCCACCGACAUCCGGAGGUGAAAGCUCAGGAAACUGACUUUUGACCUCCUACACCAUUUAAAAGCCACACUUGCAGACUUGUGUACACCUUCACACAACUACAAACACACACACACACACACACACACACACACACACACACAAAUUCCCAUAGACUGAGCUGAAGGAAACAAGCCCCGACUUUUCCUGUCCUUAUUCCGCCCUUUCUAGUCAUUCCAGCAGUCCCACAUGGUAAAUGUGCAGGGUAAUCAUGGUGUAGCUCAUGCCAGACUGUAGGCCACAUUAUCAUUAUUAUCAUUAUUAUCAUUAUUAUUAUUAUUAUUAUUAUUAUUAUUUUAAAAAUUAAUAACAAUUGUUGAUUAUUUCAGCUGUUAGGACUAUUUUGGCUCUAAUAUAGCAUUUUCUCAAAUCAUACUUACUGUAAGAUUUGAUUAUAUUUGUAUUAUUUAUUUUAUUCUUUAUGCAAAGUUGAAAUAUCAAUAUGUACAUAGAAUAUCUAUAUUUAUAUGAACAUGUAUAAAUAUAGUUACAAUAUGCAAUACUGAUAUACUAUAGGUGACAUAGUAUAUGGUGUGCUGUCUGUCAUUCUCUUCACAGUAUUGCACCCAUCACACAAAGGUCUGUAGAUAUGUAACAUACACUAUUUGCUGUUUUCAAAGUGGAGAUAUGUAUUAUAACUAUAGAUACUUGAUGAUUAAUACAAAUUGUACAGGAUUUAAGUCCAGUUCUGGCACAUAUGAAUUGUAGUGCAUGACGGCCAUUAAAUGUGUGCAUUCUUCAAAGUGUAAGUCCACUCAGAAGAGAAUGCAAAUGUAAUGCUAUGAAUAUGAGCAGUUAGUUCACACUUGUAUGUAUCGAUAAGUCUCUCGCAAAGCUAGAAAUAAGAGCGCAGAGACGCUUCGUUGAUGUCACCCUGGCACCGCUCUCUGGGCAGCAGUGAAUGGGGAUCUGUAUGCUUCACGAGUAUUAGAUAUAUUCUAUUCACGUGUCUUACUUUAAAUGCAAGUAUCACACCACUCUCAUUCAUUGUUAAUAGAGCUCUGGAAACUGUGUGUCAGAGACAUUGCAGAUCGGUGUCAGUGUGUUUGGUUUCAGGAGCCGUCACUCAUGUUCACAAAUAGCAGCUGAACUGUCAAAUGUGUUUUUUCCCACGUGACUGUCAGCUAUCAGCGGCAAAGAGGAUGUUCGAUUUCAAAUGCCCCCCCCCCCCAAAAAAAAUCACAAACAUCAACGUGCCUAAAGUCAUUAAUGUCCACUGUGACCGCUUCUCUGUGAUUUUAAUUGAAUCGAUGAUACUGUGUCAUGAGGGAGGUUUUAAUGUUAAAGCUGUUUUGCGAAGGUGUUGAGCCACAAAGUCUCGGAUUUUGCACUUCAGGUUAUUGUCGGUUUGUGUUUGACCAGUGCAGCUUGAGAAAUAAGACCAUAUUAGCUCAGUAGUCACCCUCUAGCCAGAGACCGUUUCCUUUAAGCAGCCUGGAUUUCCUCUCGACGACGGCACCAAAACGGCCUGCAUCCUCACAGAACCAGGUCGAGCCAUGCUGCCCUUCCUCGGUGUCCCAGUGGGUAGGAAAGAGGCUUGACAGAAACCCUCCAGAUCUCCUGGCCCCUAUAAAUUAGUUCUUAUUUCUCUCUGGUCCCAUACCUAGGUCAGACAUGAAGGCCUGUUAUUCUACCCGUUAGAGCCGCAAGCAACACAGCGAGGACCCAGGAACUGGGUUAAGUCCACACACAGGGGCUCUGGCGCUGUUAUUCUAAAUGUUAUAUUUACAGAGGCCACCAGAGAAUUCCUCUGGGUCACAGCCAAGAGCCAGCAAAACAGAGAGGCAGAGACGAGUGGACCAAGGAGUGAGACGAGCCCAAUGUCUUUCUUUCUUUCUUUCUUUCUUUCUUUCUUAAAUGUGAUGAUUCACUCUGUCUUUCCUCCUUUAGGGCACAGACAUGCAGAUUUUUGACCAUUUCAGGCCAGUCACAUGCUUCAGUUGUGGAAGUGCAGUUUAUGAGCACAUUUCACCACAUGCUGAGGAGUGCUUGGUGCAAAAAUAAAAAUAAGACAUGUUCAGAUUUUGUGGCUCAGUUAAAGCUUUUUCACAGUUUAGUUCUCCUUUUACUACAUACUAAAGAUAAAGAUUUAUUCUCCCACUCAUUUAAACACGAUCUUAAGUGAAACUUUGAGGCUUUUUUUUAUCAUUAUUAUUGUUAUUAUUAUCAUUAUUAUUAUUCUUUUGUGGAAGUUGGGAUUCCUGUGACAUCCCAGCAUAAGACAUAAGCUAAUCCUAUGAGAAUGUACUGUAUGUUUGUAACGUGACAAUCUGUUAAGCGCUCUGUCAUUAGGUUUGAUAUGGCUUUUUGUAAUACUAUAGUGGCUUGAAUGGCUUUUUUUUUUGCCCUGUAUGUGUUCAGAGGAAAAUAAAACUAACCAGGUUUCCUGUAUUCUUAGUGCUCCAUCACUACAUCACAGGUUUUCCUCUGUUAAGCACAGUCUCUGCUUUCACUGCUUCAAACUACAGGACAUCAUCUAGAGACUUGUAACUUACUUGGGUGAUAUUGGGUUUAUAACCCUUGAAGUAUCUUUGGACUCUUUAAGUCAGAUGGACCUUGUUCAUUAAAAUAUUUUUGUCUGCA